Messenger RNA from Syngnathoides biaculeatus (alligator pipefish), 1960 nucleotides. It is a transcript of the gene nop56, whose product is annotated as NOP56 ribonucleoprotein homolog. Lineage: Eukaryota; Metazoa; Chordata; Actinopteri; Syngnathiformes; Syngnathidae. Gene Ontology annotation, cellular component: small-subunit processome; box C/D methylation guide snoRNP complex. The record is from RefSeq and is a predicted model, not a curated record. Gene Ontology annotation, molecular function: snoRNA binding. The transcript is spliced from 12 exons. Bases 101 to 1828 code for a protein of 575 amino acids.
UUAGCUCUUAGAUUCGAGAGGAAGACUGGCCAACUCUCUUUUCACUCGGGAACAAGCUGGGGUACGCACACGUAUUGUGUGCUGCUCCGAUUCAUUUACCAUGGUGCUGCUGUACGUGUUGUUUGAGCACGCGUCCGGCUAUGCGUUGUUUGCCGUUAAGGAGGUUGAGGAGAUCAGCAUGCUGCUACCUCAGGUGGAGCAGUGUGUGCUGAAUCUUAGGAAAUUCAACAGCAUGGUUGGCCUGGUUGCCUUUUUCCCUUUUAAGUCAGCCCAGGCUGCGCUAGAGAAUAUAAAUGCCAUUUCUGAAGGUGUGGUUCAUGCUGACCUGAAGUUGUUCCUUGAGACAAACAUUCCUCAAUCCGGGAAGAAGAAAGCUACACUUGGGGUUGGAGAUGCCAAAAUUGGGGCUGCAUUACAAGAGGAAUUUGGUUUUUCCAUCCAGACAGGGGCCGUUGUGGCAGAAAUAACAAGAGGGAUUCGCCUUAACUUCCACUUGCUGGUGAAGGGGCUGACGGCUCUGGCGGCCUCCAAGGCCCAGCUGGGUCUUGGCCACAGUUACUCCAGAGCCAAGGUCAAAUUUAACGUUAACCGGGCAGACAACAUGAUCAUCCAGUCCAUUGCACUUUUGGAUCAGCUUGACAAAGACAUUAACACGUUCUCCAUGCGUGUCCGUGAAUGGUACGGGUACCACUUCCCUGAGCUGGUCAAGAUCGUGCCCGACAACUCGUUGUACUGCCGCCUGGCUCAGCUCAUCGGCAACCGGAAGGAGUUGACGGACGAGAGCGUGGAGAGCCUGGAGGAAGUGGUCAUGGACAACGCCAAAGCCCAGGCCAUCCUGGAUGCAUCCCGGUCCUCAAUGGGAAUGGACAUUUCGCCCAUCGACUUAAUCAACAUCGAGAGGUUCUCCAAUCGUGUGGUGUCUCUGGCUGCCUAUCGUCUGGAGCUGCAAGAAUAUUUGCGCUCCAAGAUGAGCCAAGUGGCUCCCAACUUGGCUGCCUUGAUUGGCGAAGUGGUGGGUGCCCGUCUGAUCUCUCAUGCUGGCAGUCUAACCAACCUGGCAAAGUAUCCAGCCUCCACAGUCCAGAUCCUUGGAGCCGAAAAGGCCCUGUUCAGAGCCUUGAAGACACGUGGCAACACCCCCAAGUAUGGUCUGAUCUUCCACUCGACCUUCAUCGGGCGUGCUGCUGCCAAGAACAAGGGCCGCAUCUCCAGAUAUUUGGCCAACAAGUGCACCAUUGCCUCACGCAUAGACUGCUUCUCUGAAUUGCCCUCCAGUGUGUUUGGUGACAAACUCCGUGAACAGGUGGAGGAGCGCCUGUCCUUCUACGAGACUGGUGAUCUGCCACGCAAGAACGUCGACGUCAUGAAAGAGGCCAUGAAGGAGGCGACUGAUGUUGCUGCUGAAAUGAAGCGUAAACUGGACAAACAGGAAAGGAAACGCAAGAAGCGUGAAAGGAAGCAAGCGCUUCAAGAAAACGGAGAUGCAACCUUCGAUGCUGGGGUAAAAGUUAACGGAGACUCUGAGACGUCAGGAGGGAAAAAGAAAAAGAAACGUGCAGCCAAGGAGGAGGAGGCGGUCCAGGUUGAAGAGACACCGGCCGCAGAAAAUGGAGAAGGUGACGCUCCCACCAAAAAGAAAAAGAAGCGCAAGUCUGAGGUUGAGGAACCAGAGGAGGCUGCUGUGGUUGAGGACGUAGCAGAGGACACUAACACGCCAGCCAAGAAGAAAAAGAAGAAACGAAAGUCAGAGGCUGUUGAGGCUGAGCCAGUAGAAGAGAUUCCAGAAGUUCCGGUGUCUAAGAAAAAGAAAAAGAAGAGUGUGGAGUGAACAAGAGAAUAGGAUCUGUCUUGAGACUGAAUUAUUAUGUGUACAGUUUUUGUUCAAUUUUAUUUGCGACCCACUAUUUGCCUGUGCCUUUCAAUUGAUGUACUUGUGUAAAUAAAUUCUCAGUUAAGAAUU